AUGGGAGCAGACUUUCCUGUAACGGUGACGGGCGAUGUGGCCCGUGACGUGCUGAGUGGCGUCUGUUACGUCGGCGUCUGGAACAUGCCGGCCCUGCGCGGCUUCGUGCUGGCGCCGCUGGUCGUCUACCUGGCGCUGGGCACCGUCUUCCUGCUGGCCGGCUUCGUCUCCCUCUUCAAGAUCCGCACCAUCAUGAAGCACGACGGCACGCGCACCGACAAGCUGGAGAAGCUGAUGAUCCGCAUCGGCGUCUUCUCGGUGCUGUACACGCUGCCGGCCACGCUGGUGAUCGCCUGCUUGUUCUACGAGCAGGCGUUCCACGACCUGUGGACGCUCGGCUGGCAGGAGCAGCACUGCGGCCCGCGCUCAAAGUACGCCAUCCCGUGCCCGCCGCGCGCUGCCGCCGGGCCGCGGCCGCAGCCGCGCUUCGCGUUCUUCCUGGUCAAGUACGUGAUGCUGCUGAUCGUCGGCAUCACGUCCGGCUUCUGGGUGUGGUCGCGCAAGACGUUGCAGACGUGGGGCCGGCUGUGCGGCCGCGACCAGGCAACGCCCGCCUACCUGGGGCCGGACGGCCGCCCUGUCCGGCCGGGCCGAGUCUGAGCCGGCUGUGCGGCCGCGACCAGGCAACGCCCGCCUACCUGGGGCCGGACGGCCGCCCUGUCCG
Molecule: messenger RNA, 664 nt
Organism: Pollicipes pollicipes
Lineage: Eukaryota; Metazoa; Arthropoda; Thecostraca; Pollicipedomorpha; Pollicipedidae
Product: frizzled-1
Exons: 2
Coding region: 1-600 (199 amino acids)
Biological process (GO): canonical Wnt signaling pathway; non-canonical Wnt signaling pathway
Cellular component (GO): plasma membrane
Molecular function (GO): Wnt receptor activity; Wnt-protein binding
Source: RefSeq, a predicted model, not a curated record